CUAAAUAUACCGGCGCGGCGGGCGCGGCGCUCCCGCGAGCACGACCACAGAUAAAUAAAGAUAAGAUUGUACGCACAAACCCGCACCAAAAUACAGAUAUGCGGCGAAACAGCUACAUUCGCGACGAGUAUUACGUGAGAGCGGGCUACCGGUGCCGCGAGUCCCGCGAGCUGCUCCAGUGCCCGGUCGAGCGCUGCGACGGCUCGGGACACGUGUCGGGCAACUUCGCCACUCACCGCAGGCAAGCGAUAAUAUUCCAGUACUCGUUAAUAUUCGAGUACUCGCGAAUAUUUGAGUACUCGCAAAUAUUAUCGCGUACAAGUGAAUAUUCGCGUUUGCAUCGCGAAGUGCUCAGUGUGGUUCCGUGUCGUUAUGCGCCCCUGAACGGCAAUUUGCCCGUUUCCGCACCCGACAAAUUGACGGCGUAAUCCGAGGUUUCUCUGUGCACUAACCGCAUGACGAAAUGUUGACGUGAAAUCGUCGGAAGCAACGAUUUCGGUUUACGUGUUUAAUGUUUGAAAAGCUGACUUGUAGCAUAAAGCUUUACUUGAUUAACCAACUAAAUUAAUAAUAAAUUUGGUUAAUGCCCGGUAUCGUCCGAGUGUAUUUAAUAUAGCAUGCCUGUUUGUAGUUGUUUAUAAAAUUCCACCGAUAAGCAUCAAAAAUUUUAAGCAAAAACAAAAUUCUACUUCAAUAUCAACUUUAAAAGUUAUAAGUACCGUAAAGUAUUAUUGACUCAUUAUUAUAAUGAAAGAUCCAUUAUCUCCCAAACCUUAAAAUACCUCUUCCUAACCAAACCAAACUCUUUACUAGUUUAAACUAAAAACAAGAUAACCAACUCAUGAGUUUUUAUCCAAUAAAACUACAAAUACCAAAGAAUGCACUAACACAAACAAAUAGAACAUUUAUAUAUAGAAAUACGAUGCAUUCCCGUUCCAUCGUCUACAUUCACAUGUUACUCUUCGCAGACACAGCUA
Messenger RNA from Papilio machaon (common yellow swallowtail), 977 nucleotides. RefSeq lists its product as uncharacterized. The transcript has 2 exons. Bases 99 to 428 code for a protein of 109 amino acids. Gene Ontology annotation, molecular function: zinc ion binding. NCBI's taxonomy places the organism in Eukaryota, Metazoa, Arthropoda, Insecta, Lepidoptera, Papilionidae. Gene Ontology annotation, biological process: regulation of DNA-templated transcription. The record is from RefSeq and is a predicted model, not a curated record. Gene Ontology annotation, cellular component: nucleus.